Oppia nitens is the source of this 1663-nucleotide messenger RNA. RefSeq names its product transcription elongation factor B polypeptide 3-like. Gene Ontology annotation, cellular component: elongin complex; nucleus. Lineage: Eukaryota; Metazoa; Arthropoda; Arachnida; Sarcoptiformes; Oppiidae. The transcript has 6 exons. Gene Ontology annotation, biological process: transcription elongation by RNA polymerase II. The coding region runs from base 17 to 1651 and encodes 544 amino acids. The record is from RefSeq and is a predicted model, not a curated record.
UUGUUUGAUAAAAAUAAUGAGCAAAUAUGUGGAUACAGUUCAACACUUGAAGAAAAAGCUGGACAAAGGAGUCUCCUAUGAUAAGACAUUACACAUCUUGCAUAAGCUCCAGAAGAUUCCCGUAACGAUCGACUUAUUAGCUCAAACAGGUAUCGGCAAAACUGUACGGACACUGAGCAAAGAGCACAGCGGCGGCGACAACGAUAUCGGCAAAACAGCCAAACUUUUGUGCUACACGUGGAAGGCGGCCGUCAAAGAGGAACAACACCGGGAACAGCAGUCAUCCGGUGGUGAAGAUGAUGAUAAUAAUGAUGAAGAAGAAGAAGAAGACGACGACGAUGAAGACGCCCGCAGCGAUCGCUACGACAAUGAUGUCGUGGGCGAUGACGUCAAGGAUGAUGAUAUUAUUGAUACUAAUAACUAUGACGAUGACGACGACGAUGAUGAUGAAGAAGAUCGCAGGAGUCCUCCGCCACCAACGCCGUCGCCGCCACCACCAGAAACUACCUCAAAGUCGUCAUCGAAAUCAAAGCGCAGUCAUAGCGACGAUAGAAAUAGUGAAAGAAAACGUAAGAAACAUAAGUCGUCGUCCAGUCAUCGUAAAAGUGAAUCAAAUGAUAGGUCGAAAACCGAAUUUGAGACACUGUUGGGUCUUAACGAUGAGAUUAGUAUCAGAAAUCAUAAGAAAAGUCGAAAAUCAGAUUCAAGUGAUCACCAUAAACAACAUAACCAUAAAAGUCAUCACAACAACAACAAACAUAUCAAACGUGAAGUCAUUGACGAAACGGUUAGCAGUCCAGUAAAGAAUGGCCGGACAAAAGAUUACUAUUCGCCGGUUAAGGUAAAACAUGAACGCAAAUCAAUGGAUUCGAUGGACAUAAUAUCGAGUCUACCGGUGGCCGACUAUAAGCCAUUGCCUAAUAAACAAGUUAUCGAUGAACGAGUUGAGGCCAACCGGCGCAACCAUAACAAACAAUCGCCAGUUAAGGCAAACACUGGCAAUCCAUUGAGUUAUAACGUGUCGAGCAAAAAGGGUCGGACGGCUGUGUUUGCCGGUAACGCCCGAACUAAAAUCAUUACACAUGUGGCCACUUUGGAGAAUCUUUGUGUCGAUGUCUUAAGUGAUAAUUACGAUCACAUUUAUGAUAUGCCUGUUAUUGAGACAAAAUUAUUGCAAAAAUUGUUGAAGAAGUGUACGGUUAGACAAUUGUCUCGACUCGAGAGACUCAAUCCACACAUAAUGGAUGAAACCGAUGGCUUUUGGAAAGAAAUUUGCAAAAAAGAGUUCAAAGGAUGCGAACGGCGGUCGUCGCGGGAGAGUUGGCGUGACUUAUAUAUCAGGUGUGGCGAAGAACGGGAGACUAAGCUGAAGAAUAUUACUAAAUUUAUAUCACGAAAACAGGAAAAAGCAGUACCAGUUAGACAAACACAGUUCUCGGAGAAUGUUAAGACUCCGCGUGAAAUACUACGCAAACAAGAAAAAUCAGGUUUUGUUCGUCCCAUUGCCGGAUCAAGUGGUGGUGGCGGCGGUGGUAGCAGUGGUGGUGGUUAUUCAUCCAAUCAUCUCGUCAAGAUUGUUCCCGAAAAGCCUAAAGUGGCACCACUGAUGAAGAAAGUACUUCAAAUGUCAAGAGCAAGAGUCAGGAGAUAACCGUAUAUUUAG